Molecule: messenger RNA, 534 nt
Organism: Theileria parva strain Muguga
Lineage: Eukaryota; Apicomplexa; Aconoidasida; Piroplasmida; Theileriidae
Gene: ube2m
Product: NEDD8-conjugating enzyme Ubc12
Exons: 3
Coding region: 1-534 (177 amino acids)
Source: RefSeq, a predicted model, not a curated record
AUGGACAAUUAUAGCGUUAAAUCACCAGCUAUGCUAAGGGUUCAAAAAGAGUUAUCAGAGUUGACAAUGUACGAAGGUGUUGAGAUAAGAUUCCCUGAUAUUAACGAUGUAAUGCACUUGGAGAUAUUGAUCACUCCAACGGAAGGUAUUUACAAGGAUAUCAAAAUCACUUUCUCAUGUCAUAUCCCCAACCAAUAUCCACACAAUAGACCUAAAAUAUACUGCAAAUCCAAAAUAAUACAUCCAAAUAUAUUGGGAACAAAUGCUGAGAAAUGCCAAGGAGCAGUUUGUUUAAACAUCUUGAGGGAGGACUGGCGACCUGUUUACACAAUUAACACAGCCAUUGUUGGACUCGUUAACCUCUUAAUUGAACCACAGUCUGAAAACCCACUGGAUAAGUUUGCUGCCAAUUUGUUAAAGCAUGACCCAAUGCAUCUGAGAUCAAUUAAUCUAUCACUAACUUACAAUACACCUUAUUUAAAAUUAUUUACUAUCCUAAUGGUAUGGAGUGAAGGGGAUGAGUGGAUUCUGUAA